CGACUAAGGAUCGAAAGUCUACCGUGGUUUCGCCCUACAACGUUCGACAUUCUUGACAUGGACUUCGACAUCAUUCUGGGAAUGCCUUGGCUUGCAAGUGUGGAUCACACAGUCAACUUCCACCGGUGGACUCUUAGCGUUCGUGACGCCUUCGGCGCCGAAGUGGCGUGUACUAUUCCUCUACCGCACCCUUCGAUUUGGUGCCAAGUGGUGACGGCCAAAUCAUUCCGGGUGACUUGCACUUACAAGCAGCCCGAGGAAAUCGGCCUAUGUUUCCUACGGACCGCCGCGGUAGCCGACUCGUCACCCACAGACUUGUCUUCGGACCCCCGUGUGGUGCGGUUGCUGGACGAGUUCGCUGACAUCUUCGAGUCACCUACCGGUGGGGUGCCGGAUCGGCCGAUCUCUCACGAGUUCAUUCUUGAGGCCGGUGCCGUGCCGCCGAAAGGUUGCAUCUAUCGGAUGAGCGAGGAGGAGCUUGAGGUCCUCCGCGCACAACUCGAUGAUUUGUUGGCCAAGGGCUGGAUCCGCCCUAGUAGCUCCCCAUAUGGAGCACCAGUUCUUUUUGUCCGGAAGAAGAACAAGGAUCUGCGAUUGUGUAUCGACUACCGCAAGCUCAACGCACAAACCGUCAAGAAUGCGGGGCCUCUUCCUCGCAUCGACGAUCUUUUUGAGCGAUUGGGCAGCGCAAAGUAUUUUUCUAAGUUGGAUUUGCAAUCAGGAUAUCAUCAAAUCUCGAUCCGGCCGAAUGAUCGCUACAAAUCCGCGUUCAAGAUGCGGUACGGGCAUUUUGACUGGGUGGUCAUGCCUUUUGGCCUCACCAACGCCCCGACGACCUUUCAAGCGGCAAUGACCAACGAGUUUUGUGCAAUGUUGGACCGGUUCGUGCUGGUCUACUUAGACGAUAUUCUCGUCUAUAGCCGGACAUUGGAGGAUCAUCUUCGGCGAUUGUUUGAGACGCUCCGCCGCGCCAAGUACAAGGCCAACCGCGACAAGUGCGAAUUUGUUCGGCAAGAGCUGGAAUACUUGGGCCAUUUUGUCACACCGGAGGGCAUCAGUCCGCUAUCGGACAAGAUUCAAGCCAUCCAAGAGUGGCCGGAGCCUUGGAAGGUCACGGAUGUCCGCUCGUUCCUUGGUUUCGUCGGCUACUAUCAGCAUUUCAUCAAAGGCUACUCGAAGAUCGCGGCCCACUUGACGAAGCUUCAAUGCGAGGAUCGGCCGUUUGACUUUGGAGAGGAGGUGCGGGAAUCAUUUUUGGCUCUCAAAGCCGCGCUAUUAUCUGCGGAGGUCUUGCGGAUAUACGACCCGUUUUUGCCUACGCGUGUCACUACGGAUGCGUCAGGCUAUGGCAUUGGUGCAGUCCUCGAGCAACAUGAUGGUGUGGACUGGCACACGGUCGAGUAUUUCAGCAAGAAAGUGCCUGUCGUGCAUUCCAUUGACAAUGCACGCAAGAAGGAGCUCCUCGCCUUCGUCCACGCGCUCAAGCGGUGGCGACACUUCCUCCCUGGUUGAAGCCAAUUUCGUUCAAUUUCGAUGGGUAACGGACAACAAUCCGUUGGUCUUCUAUAAGACCCAAGACACCGUC
This is a messenger RNA of Chara braunii, 1585 nucleotides long. NCBI's taxonomy places the organism in Eukaryota, Viridiplantae, Streptophyta, Charophyceae, Charales, Characeae. The record is from the annotation of a GenBank genome assembly.